AUGGAUUCGCAAUACCAGGGCGGCGCUCCUGCGCAGCGGCCCAUGGCACCGGCGCCUCUGUUCUCUACGGCCGCUCCACAGUACUCGUCCAACCCACAACAGGCUCCCAUGAUGGCUCCUCCAUACCAACAGCGCAGCUUCCCUCAACAGCCAGCCCCUCAGUAUGAGGCUCAAGGCAGGCCGGACAACGAGUAUCCGAUUGAGAAAACACCCUUCGCAGACACGGAGGCUCCUCAGUAUCAGCAAAAUGACAGCCGGCCACCGCAGCCCUUCAUGGCGCCCCAACCGACACAAGCCUACAAUAACAACAACCCGGCCCAACAACUGCCAAAUUCCCGAUACCGACCUGAAAGCCCGACUCCGUCGCAAGCGUCGAGUCAACAGAGCACACCUAGCGCUUUUCGGAUCCAGGGCACCAUGAGUUCAAAGUAUGUUGGUGGGGGUUUGCGGCCGCGGACCAUGAGUCAACAACAGUCGGCGAUGCAAGGACUCGCUUAUCCGCCACCAAUAUCACUCCGCGGGCCAGAUGGUCCAAGACAGGCUGGGUUCCAGCCCAACGGACCUGCCAUGAUCUCGCGCGCGCCGACGUGGGAGGAGCCGAGCCGGAAUCCCUAUAGGGCUCACUCGACAAGUGCGUCGAUAAGUGAGAGGAAACCGUGGGUCGACGACGAAAAGAGGCAGGCCCCUGCCCCGCUGGGUGACAUCUCUGACCUCGAAAAGCUGGUCGAGAAGCAGGAGCAGCCGCAGGACGGACGGCUUCUCACAUCACCACCCGAUGCUCCUCGCCCCAAGAUUCCAUUGAGGCAUCGCAUAAAACACUUUACUUGGGCUUGGUACACGUGGACCAUGGGCACAGGGGCUCUGGCCCUUUUGAUAAUAGCGCAACCGUUCCAGUUCACAGGCCUCAGAAGUAUUGGGCUUGCCGUCUACAUAUUCAACCUCACCUUGUUCUCCACCAUCACCAUGACCAUGAUUAGCCGGUUCGUCAUGUUCCCCGGCACUUUUGCAAAGUCCAUACGGCACAAGAAGGAGGGCUUUUUCGUUGCUACCGCGUUUGUGUCUGUAUCCACGAUGAUCAGCGGCGCACACAGAUAUCUCAUUCCAGAAAACAGCGUCGCUUUAAAUACAUUCAUUCAGGUCAUGUUUUGGAGCUAUGUCACCGUCUCCAUGAUCGCCACAAUCACUCAAUACAGCUACAUAUUUACCACUCACCAGUACGGCCUCCAAGCCAUGAUGCCGGCCUGGCUCCUACCAGUCCUGCCCAUCAUGCUGGCGGGCACCAUCUCUUCAGUCAUCUCGGCCACGCAGCCCAGCAUGCAGGCCACGUCCAUCAUCGUCGCGGGACUGCUGAGCCAGGGCCUUGGCAUGAUCAUCAGCCUUUUGAUAUACGCCCACAUGAUCGGCCGCCUCAUGUCCAGCACGUUCCCCGACCGCGAGGCCCGACCUGCGCUCUUCAUCCUGGUCGGCCCGCCUUCCUUCACGGCCCUCGCCUUCAUCGGUAUCGCCAACAACCUCCCCUCCGACUUCGACAUCCGCCUCAGCACCACCACGCCGAUCCUGCCCGGACAGCCCGGCGUCACCGAAAAGGCAGUCAUCCAGCUCAUGGCCUACGUGGUCGGCACCGCGCUCUGGGGCCUGAGCCUCUGGUGGUUCUCGAUUGCGCUGACGGGCGUGCUGCGCGCUCCGCCUAGGUACUUUCACCUCCCCUGGUGGGGCAUGAUAUUCCCCAACGCCGGCUUUUCACUGGCUACCAUCACUUUGGGCAAGUCGUUUGGCAACGUCCAGAUUCAAAUACUCGGCACUGUCAUGUCGUCCCUCGUGGUGCUGCUGUACUUGUAUAUUUUGUACAAUCACAUCAGGGCUCUUUUGAGGAGGGAGAUUAUGUAUCCUGGUAAAGAUGAGGACACGGACGAUUGA
This is a messenger RNA of Pyricularia grisea, 1917 nucleotides long. RefSeq lists its product as uncharacterized. Gene Ontology annotation, biological process: malate transmembrane transport. The coding region runs from base 1 to 1917 and encodes 638 amino acids. Gene Ontology annotation, molecular function: malate transmembrane transporter activity. Lineage: Eukaryota; Fungi; Ascomycota; Sordariomycetes; Magnaporthales; Pyriculariaceae. The record is from RefSeq and is a predicted model, not a curated record. Gene Ontology annotation, cellular component: membrane. The transcript has a single exon.